GUGGGAAUAUCCAAACAAGUCGUUUGUAACGGCGUCGUUCAUUGGCUGUCUGGCACUUCCGGCUUUCACGAUGUGCUACAGCUACUCUCGAAUUCUCUUCGUGGCGCUCAAAACGAGGCACAAACGCAUGAAGUGGAAGCCGAGAACGAAGGAAAGUCGAAUGUGGGAGAAGAAAGAGAUGAGACUUUUGAAAAUGACAGUCCUCAUGUGUAUCAGCUUCAUGCUGUGCUGGACACCCUACGCCGUCGUCGCCAUGAUCAAAUCCUACUCCAGUCACGUGACCUUGACGCCCUUGCUCUCCGCCUUGCCCGCGCUGGCUGCGAAGACGUCACACGUCCUUGACCCAGUCAUCUACUGCGCCAUGAACAGAAACUUUAACCGUUUCAUCCCCGACGCGCUCAGGAAGAAGCGGGAGACGGACCUGGAGUUGACCACCAUGAGUAUACCGCUUAAGAAUGUUGCACACGGCGCUACGUCCUCGGAGCCUUAGAGACCACACAGAUAAUAUUAAGAAUGAUAUUAUCAUGUCUGUUCUGAGAACUCUAACUUGCGUGCUUUGUUAAACGGCUGAUUGAUUGUUAAUGAUAAUGGUUGGCUGUUAACGAAUGCUGAUGGUUAGUUGGUUGGUUGGUUGUAAGGGCCAUCGGUUGGUUGUUAACGUUUAUGGCUGGUUGUUUUAACGUUGAUGGUUGGUUGUUUUAACGUUGAUGGUUGGUUGUUAGGGUAAACAGUUGAUUGUUAAAGUUUAUGGGUAGUCUGAGUGUUAACGUCUGUCGCUGGUUCACUUAACGUUGAUUGCCAGGGUUAACAGUUGAUUGUUGCAGGUAAUGGCUGAUUGUUAACGUAACGCAAUGGUGAAUUUUUAACGUUUCACCUCCCAUUUACUCAGUGUCCACAAUGGGGAAGGCGGGAUUUUUAACUCAUGCGCCUCCAGAGCCAUCCCGGGCUGAAUUGGAUACAGCCUUGUAGCAGAGAGACGGAGGAGCUCUGUAGAAUAAUAAUGAUAAUACAUUAUAUUUCU
Messenger RNA from Aplysia californica (California sea hare), 1021 nucleotides. RefSeq names its product parapinopsin. Gene Ontology annotation, biological process: G protein-coupled receptor signaling pathway. The annotation marks the transcript as partial. NCBI's taxonomy places the organism in Eukaryota, Metazoa, Mollusca, Gastropoda, Aplysiida, Aplysiidae. The transcript is spliced from 2 exons. The record is from RefSeq and is a predicted model, not a curated record. Gene Ontology annotation, molecular function: G protein-coupled receptor activity. Gene Ontology annotation, cellular component: membrane.